This is a messenger RNA of Xiphophorus maculatus (southern platyfish), 2064 nucleotides long. RefSeq names its product heat shock 70 kDa protein-like (gene hspa1b). Gene Ontology annotation, molecular function: ubiquitin protein ligase binding; heat shock protein binding; misfolded protein binding. The record is from RefSeq and is marked provisional. Gene Ontology annotation, cellular component: blood microparticle; vesicle; cytoplasm. Gene Ontology annotation, biological process: protein refolding; cellular response to unfolded protein. NCBI's taxonomy places the organism in Eukaryota, Metazoa, Chordata, Actinopteri, Cyprinodontiformes, Poeciliidae.
ACGGCAGAAGCUGACGAGAACGAAGCUCUAACCUUUUCCUCAACAAGGAGAUCACCACUGACUGUUCAUCUCAACCAGCAAGAUGUCAUCAGCUAAGGGAAUAUCCAUUGGCAUCGAUCUGGGCACCACCUACUCUUGUGUCGGGGUCUUCCAGCAUGGAAAAGUGGAAAUUAUCGCCAAUGAUCAAGGCAACAGGACAACUCCCAGCUACGUGGCCUUUACCGACACAGAGAGGCUCAUUGGGGAUGCUGCCAAGAACCAAGUUGCCAUGAACCCCACCAACACAAUCUUUGAUGCCAAACGGCUCAUUGGAAGAAGGUUUGAUGACCUGGUGGUCCAGUCUGACAUGAAACUCUGGCCCUUCAAGGUGAUCAACGACAACGGAAAGCCCAAAGUCCAGGUGGAAUAUAAAGGAGAAAUUAAGACAUUCUGUCCUGAAGAGAUUUCCUCGAUGGUCCUGGUUAAAAUGAGAGAAAUAGCGGAGGCCUUUCUGGGACAGAGGGUGUCGAAUGCGGUCAUCACAGUGCCAGCUUACUUUAAUGAUUCCCAAAGGCAAGCCACAAAGGAUGCUGGAGUGAUCUCCGGACUAAAUGUUCUCCGCAUCAUAAAUGAGCCGACAGCUGCAGCCAUUGCCUACGGCCUUGAUAAAGGCAAAAGAGGAGAGCGCAAUGUCCUCAUCUUUGACCUUGGUGGAGGCACUUUUGACGUGUCCAUCCUGACCAUUGAGGAUGGCAUAUUUGAGGUGAAAUCCACGGCCGGGGACACACACCUCGGCGGAGAGGAUUUUGACAACCGAAUGGUCAGCCACUUUGUGGAGGAGUUUAAAAGAAAGCACAAGAAGGACAUCAGCCAGAACAAGAGAGCAGUGAGGAGACUGCGCACAGCUUGUGAGAGAGCAAAGAGGACCUUGUCCUCCAGCACUCAGGCAAGCAUUGAGAUUGACUCACUCUUUGAGGGCAUUGACUUUUACACCUCGAUCACAAGGGCACGCUUCGAGGAGCUCAACUCAGACCUCUUUAGGGGAACACUGGAGCCAGUUGAGAAGGCCCUACAAGAUGCUAAGCUGGAUAAAUCCAAGAUCCAUGAAGUUGUCCUAGUUGGUGGCUCUACAAGAAUCCCCAAAAUCCAAAAGCUCCUGCAGGACUUCUUCAAUGGUAGAGAACUAAACAAGAGCAUCAACCCUGAUGAAGCAGUGGCCUAUGGUGCAGCAGUCCAGGCUGCUAUCCUCAUGGGUGACACCUCAGAAAAUGUCCAAGAUUUACUGCUCCUGGAUGUGGCACCCUUGUCGCUGGGCAUUGAGACAGCCGGUGGCGUUAUGACACCUCUUAUCAAGCGAAACACCACCAUCCCCACAAAGCAGACUCAGAUCUUCUCCACAUACUCAGAUAACCAGCCAGGAGUCCUGAUUCAGGUCUAUGAAGGUGAGAGAGCCAUGACAAAGGACAACAAUCUCCUGGGGAAGUUUGAGCUCUUGGGUCUUCCUCCUGCUCCCAGAGGCGUGCCACAGAUCGAAGUUACCUUUGAUAUUGACGCCAACGGCAUCCUAAACGUGUCUGCCGUCGACAAAAGCACGGGCAAAGAAAACAAAAUCACAAUCACCAAUGACAAGGGCCGACUCAGCAAAGAUGAGAUCGAGAAGAUGGUGCAGGAUGCAGACAAGUACAAGGCGGAGGAUGACCAGCAGAGAGAAAAGAUCACGGCAAAGAAUUCCCUGGAGUCCUACGCUUACCACAUGAAGAGCAGCGUCGAAGACGACGCCUUGAAAGGAAAAAUCAGUGAGGAGGAGAAAAAGCUGGUUAUUGACAAAUGCAACCAGACAAUUUCCUGGCUGGAGAACAACCAGAUGGCAGAGAAGGAGGAGUAUGAACAUCAGCAGAAUGAGCUGGAGAGGGUGUGCAAACCGGUCGUGGCGAAGUUGUAUCAAGGUGCAGCAGCAGGAAGCUCCAGCAGUCAGGCUGGAGGAACCUCUCAGGGUCCCACUGUCGAGGAGGUCGACUAAAACUAACUGCAGCAUUUGACUGCUGGAUAAAGAUUUCUGACUUAUGUUUGGUUUCUGAAAAAAAA